GAUCUGUUUUGGUAGACAGGAUCGAGAAGAUUUUUGUCGUGUGAAGAAAUCAUUGCGUUGUUCAUUGCAGGAAAAUACGCAACUGGGCCAAUUCAAUUCAACGCGAAACUAAAGCCAUCCGUCUGCCUAGGCCUACGAGUUCCGUUUUUUUGGUACGCAAAUGGUUAUGGGUACCAGAAAUGCUGCAUUUAUUGUCAACUUAAAAGUAAAAAAGUCGUCAAACCCAGGUGAAGUACAUGAUGCGAUUAUUGAAGAGCUUAUUCGGGCAAAUGAUGGUAGAAAUGAACAAGAGAAUUAUGCCCGCGUCGGUAGCGAUGAUGGCCGAGGGGAAAGGCCUAAGUACAGUGAGAUAAAGCAGAUACCAUUUCAUGCAGACCUGGUAAAGAGCAUUGCAGUUAGUCCACCAUAUUGUGGUAUUGUACUAAAGAAUGGCAAAGCUUGUAGGUUCAAGAUAAACCAAGAUGAAGGCCUAUCGGGACAACAUACUGAGGAACAAGCAAGUGAAACUAAUCCAGAAACAAGUGCUGUCCCUAAGACCAUUGGAGUUGAUAAUGACAUAUCAAGGGAUAUCAUCUUUACUGAUCAAGAAGAUACAAGACAGAAAAGCGAAGAAAGUCUGUUACUGGAUAUCAGUGUGCCUUCUUUAACAGAAUGUGAUGUACCAAGCAAGCGACAAAGAUUAAGUGAAGAUAUCAGCGGUGUAGAAAAUGCAUUACAAGUUGGAAGCAUCACAGAAAAUCCAGGAUAUGAGCAGAGUUUUGAAGAAAGACGGUUUACAGAGCUUAUUGAAAUGGGCUUAAAUGGAGGAUGUAGGCUUGAAAGUCAAGAUCAAACAGAUAACAGCCUGCAAAGUAGCUUUCUAGAUUUAAGUUUGCCUCUUGUUCCAAGAAAUUUUGCUGAGGACUCUGAUUAUUCUGAUUGUGCACUUAGCCGUGGAGUUAUGCCUGGCAGUACAUUACCAUUCAUUGGCCAGAUUGAAGAGCCAGAAGAGGCACCAAUGGUAAUGGAUGACCCAUGCGGUCUUCCUCUUUCAGAAAACACACCUGUCUUUCCAACCAUUUUCCAAGCAGCAUCAAAUAUUCCUGAAAAUCAAUCAGAUGACAUAGGCUUGCCAUCACAAGAACAGAAUGAGCGUAAAAGACCUUAUGAAUAUCCAGCUGGUUUUAGAACCAUGUCUGACAAGCUUUCAUUCAUGCACAAAGACAUUAAAAAUGAUAAUGUAGCAUCUACUUCUGCUAGUAAAGGGGUAUGCAUUGAGAGCAAGCCUUGCACAAUUUCAAGAAAAAUCCCUGCAAAUUCAGUGGAAUGGAUUCAAUGUGAUUCAAAAGGUGUUCAGUUUGAGUCAAUAUCUGCAUUGCAUUCAGAAUUUAUCCUUGUAUCAAAAAAUGACAAGAAGUUGUGGUCAUGGCCGAUACCAAGGCUUAGAGAGACAAAAGAUGUCACAAAGGCACAGCUCCACCCCAGUUUGGAGUUUUUAUCCUUGGAAAGUGAAGAAAUCAUGUUGAUCGAUUGCAAUAUCAUCAGAGCAUCUAUAAUCACAAAAAAUGGCAAAAUUUGCUCAUUCUUUGACCCAAUUUUGGCUGGGCAUCAUUUGGACUAUACACCAAGUCUUAUUAAAAAACUGACUGUGCCAGCGACAAGUUUCAAAGAGCUUGAUAAUGAAGAGAUAAUUGAUUUGAAAUGUGGUCAUUUCUAUUCUGUUGUUCUUACUCUUUCUGGAAAAGUUUUUUGGUGGGGCCUUGCACCUGAUGAGUUAAGAAAAGUUCAGAAGACUAAAAGACAGUCCCGACGAAACUCGUUUGAUGCAGGGUUGAAUGUUGGAGAUAUAGUUGCUUUGAAGGAAAGAAAAGAAGAGCUGGGAGCACUUGUUAUCAAGAAUCAAUUCAUUGAUGGACCAAUGGUGGGUAAAGUGGUCAGAAUCCAAGAUUUGGACAAGGGAAGUGACAGUUCUGAUAGAAGACAAUACACUGUUGAAUUAGUGGAAUCAAAAACCAGGGAAAGCAAACCCUCGUUUAAAGGAUACAAUUACAAAACAAAAAGAACAUUCAUGUCAGCAGGUGAUGUUGACUCCAAAGAUUCACUGAAAUUUGACUGGUCUUCCGACGAGGUUAUUUUCUUGGAAGAGCGAGCAAGUGCGGUCGGAAGUGUUGUUGCUGUUGAUGGAAAUUUUGUCGUAGUCAAUCCGAAAGGUAGCUUGGAAAACAAUUCCGAGCAGAAGUUGAAAGUCUGUCUUAAAUCUUCGCUAACAAAAGUUACUGAUUCAACUGAAGUGAUCGUAGAGGGCUCAAGUGAAUUUCUAGUUAAUGAAGAUCGAUAUGACCGGGCUAUUCGUGAGAAACCGGUGUGUGUCGUUGAUCCGACCGGAUCUGAGAACCAGUACAAUGGUUUUAAGGCCGUUGCUGUGUCCGCGACAAAGCAUGGCCUGGCAAUAUUGUUGAACAGAUUAUUAGAUUGCAAAGCGUUUUUAGUCCAGGCAGAUGGAUUAAAAGAGGAUAACAGCAAAGUGUUUACAUGCAGCACAAAAAAGAGGCGAGUUGAAAAGGAAUUUCUUAUUAGUGACGGAAACGUAACUUCAGAAUUUGAAGCUGUUUGUGCCAAGCAGUGCAUGCUUGAUUUUGCUGACGUAGAUGAUUUUCGGCAGGAAAAUGGCGUCACAACUCAGUCUUCUAACACACAUCAGUCAUGGAAAGGGCCUAAAUUAUUGACCUUGAACACUUUUGACUGUUCGAUUUUGCUGGAUAGAAACAACUGUUUGUACCCAGUGCAGUUUAAUACUUGUUUGCUUCAAUCUGGGACACUUGAAGCAUUGCCUUUUCGACUUCUGGUCCCUGUCGAGGCUCGUUACGGAAACGGGACUAUUGAUGAAGUAACGAUUUCCAUUGUUGCAAUUCCGCGAACGUUGACGUUAGCCCCCGUCAUAAUACACGAUGAUAAGGAGAGUUUCGAUGAAAUUAUGCAGACUAUAGAAGAAGCACUAGAGCAGCGACGGGUGCAAGCGACUCAACCUGGUGAAGAACCUAUGCAUGUUGCUGAUUCGACACGCAAUAAAGAUUUGAAUGGGUUGGAGUGCUUAUUUGAAAAAUGCAGCGGAAAUCAGAAUAUAUUGCACCUCUGUGCUGGAAACAUUAACUGCUCCCACAAUGGCAGCACAACAUUCACUGCUGAUACCAAAGUGAAAGCUGAUGAAGUUUAUAUGUUAAACAAAAUUUUAGAUUGUGUCGGGAUCCGAAAUAUUGUUAUUUCAUUGUUGAAAGAUAAAGACAGUCUGGGUUGCACUCCUUUCUUAACGGCGAUUUGGACGAAGAACUUUAAAGCAGCUCUGACAAUCCUUCGAUUUGUUCUCAAGUGGAGUGAAACAGUGCCUGCUUUAUUUGAAGAAGCCAUCUCUUGCAAAUCUUUGUUUGGAAUGACACCUUUACAUCACUUGGUAUUCAAUACAUCCAAGCUGCAGCCGAAAUACCUAUUGAAGAAUGCUCUGGUUGUGUCCAAUAUACCUUCUAACUACAGCCCACGAAUGUUAUUGCAGCUUUUCAAAGAGAGGUAUUCCUCUGCGUAUAGGGCAUGUAUACCUGUGCCACACGAAAAAUGGGCAAUUAAAACCGCUAAAGAGAAACGCACACUCAGCAAAACACUUUCUGUGGCAACUGAUCAGCCAUCAUCUCAGAAGAAAGCUGCAACCUUUAUUCCACGGUAUGAGAGAGCAAUGAGAGCAAUGCCAACACCACCACAGCCAAGGCAGCGAUAUGGUAUUUUGAACAGAGCUGAUGCCUUGCGGGCUACUGCCAAGGAGGGUUUAGUUAUGUUCAGCGAUUUGGAAGAAAUGAAUCAAGCCUUAGCUGAAAUGGAUCGUCACCCACUUCUUUGCAAGGACGACCGCGCACCAACAGGCCUAACUAGUGUGGCACGGUAUAUUUUGCAGGUCCACCGAGCCGAUGACCCAAAUUCAGAGAACCGCUCUAGGGAUGAUCUUCUUGGAAGAUCGCGACCAACACGACACACCAUCCCACCGUCUCUGCGUGCCAGCACCUUAAGGCUUCCAAGAGGCCAUCUGUUCAGCAGCGCAGCAUUAUCACGUGACUUAGCCCACGUCAGGCACAUUCUGCCUCAAGCAAUCACGGGGGCCAGGUUGAUUCUUCCACGAGAAGUUAUCGUGAGCCAGGCUGGGUGCCCUGUACAAGUUACCCAUGAUCCUGUACCGGAUAAAGCUGACAAUUUCAAUGAAAAAGCAGAAGAGGAUACGGAGAUGGAAAGCCUCGUUGAUGUUCUCAAAGAGCUCCUAGAUGCUCAUCCAGAGGCCUCUUUUUUUGUGAAUGACCAGCAAGAAACUGCGCUUGCAUUUUAUUUGAAAAACUCGAAACGCCUUUCGCCUGAUGGUUUGUACGAUUUGUUUUCAAAAAUGAGGCCAUGUAAUCCGAAGAUCUGUGUCAUUAACAAAUUGAAACAUAUUGAAAUUAAAAAAGAUUUACCGGGAUGGCCGAAUGGUAAAAAGUCUUCGGUAUCAGAUUGGCACCUAACAUCCACAGAUGAUCCUAAGCUGGUUAGGCAGUCAAAUACCUCUUUGGAUUGCCAGGACGAAAUCUGGCCAAAAUUUGUUAGCUGCAGCGAAGGAGCAGUAAAACGUAAUGAAGAUUCAGAGGGCAAUGUAAAAGAGUCGUCCCCGGAGGCUUCAGCUGUUUCCAAGGAACAGACUCAUUCAAAGGUAAUUAGUAGUACAAGCCUAGGGAAAGUGCUUCCUCGAGGACUAUCGAUUUUAGACGAAGGGGUACCUCAUAGUCUUCCAAGCGUUUGGUUAAAGCCAACUUCUAUGACGCAUCACAAUAGUUAUGAUGGCUUGAGUCUUGAUGACUUCGAGCGCCUCGCGCUACUGGCUGCAGAUCGUGCGCGGGACAGAACGAGUGCCAUUGGAUAUGAAAGCAUGGCGUCACCGAAUACUGCUACGAGUUCUGUUACUAAGCAAAACAUCGUUGUAGAUAAAUGUACUUGCCUUGACCAGAUUUCGAGCAUGAGCGAGCAACAAGCAAAGACUUUUAUUUGGAUAAUCUCUGUACUUACCAGCAUGGACGGCUCUGUACUGGGAACAAUAUAUGGAUCUCCUUGUGAAGGAGCAGUUAGUAAGAGCUCAGGGGGUGUGGACAUUGAGGGCUUUGAUCAAGUCAUAUCCCAUUUAAUGUCGAAUCCGGUACCAUGUGUCGUUAGAACGUUUGUUGUUACGCUGUUAGACAUGUUUUCUACCCAGAAUAUUAACGCAGGUUUUGCUGCCAAAUUCGCUCAAAGCACACAGAAAAUAAACUCAGUCCGUGUAUUGAAACGAGAAAAUUCUCUUAGAAGAGACGCAGAAAUUAUUGGGACGUACAGGCGCUUUUUAAGUUCUGUUGUGAGGCAGUUAAGUUUGUUUUUGAGCAAAGAAAGAAACAGCGACUCAAGGCUACGACACAAAAUUGGGAGGUUCGCAAAGCUGAUGGAAGAUGAUGUUGAUGAGAGGGCAAUGAAACGGAUAAGAUCAACGUUACGCGCCUUCUCUUGGUUAGCUGUGAUCGAGAUACUGAAAGCAGCAGAAACGACGAUAACCCCCGUCCGGCUGGGGAUAUCCAAAGCGCAGCCAAGAGGAAUUGUCUCAGGGAUGCCAAGUGUUGGCGAAAGGCCCUCGACGCUACAGAGUGCUCAUUUUAUGAGCUCUAUUCUAGGAACAAAUCCUCGUGUAGCUGGUACAACCCGGCGUACAGCAGAAGCCUUAGGAUGUUCAUCACACAUCAAGAGAGCCUCUAGAAGAACAAAUGAACUGAAGUCUAAUCUCAGGCCUACAAAACUAGUAAGAGUUGAUUCGAUUGAAGACGAGGAUUCUAGCAAAGAUACCGCUGCAGGGGCAUCGAGAGAAGCCUUCCAGCAAUCCGUUGGUGUACAAAAUAAUCAAGGCAUCAUAUCACCUCUUGCCUGGACGCUUGAUGGACACAUUAGAGUUUCAGAUAUGACACGAGGUCGACAGUCACUUCCCAUUCCAGAUUUUCUUGACAGAAGACCUGAUCCAGACUUCGUGCCAUCAAUUCACGCAGGAAAUUAUUACCUCGCACAGAUGUUUUCACGACUUGUAAAAGAGGCUGUUGACCUGGCAAGUGAUUUGCUGAACAAAGGAGAAUCAAAGUUUUGUGGCAAUGAAGACAUCAUGCCAUCUCUUGCUAUACCGACCUCGACUGAGAACGAACUCAUUCACCAAGCAAGAUGUCUGUUAUCCAAGACCUGGGAUUGGCUGAUUGAAGUUAUGAAUUCUAUCGAAAGACAGCUAAGAGCUGGUGAGGAAUUCGACACCGAACGAUUCGCCACCAGAUCUUUGAAAAUGGACCCAAGCUUAUCUGAUGGAUCAUCUCUUGGUCGCCCUCCAUAUAUUUCCCAAUCAUACGUCUCGCGACCUGAGGAGUACCUGAUGUAUCUAUUAAAAGCCCAUGAUGCUAGCAACACAAACUCAGUGUUCCCAAUAUUGGACCUAAUGAGCUACAGUCACGUGACCGUUGUGCUCGAUGCAUACUUGUACAUGUUGAAGAAAUGGCCUAUUGAACAUGCGAAUGAUUCUUCCAAGGUUUCAGUCGGUGAAAAGAUAGAAAGAGAUUCGCAAAAGGAUGCCAAUCAGACCAUCAGGGGGAGAGACUAUAAGUUUUUUGGAUUUGACUCUGCUGCAUUUAAUGUUAUGCAAUUUGAAGAGGCCAGGAAUCAAGUGCUGAAAAAAGCCAAGUCUCCUCAUUUUUGGUUGAUUCCAAGCCAACCGGAGCAGAUCACUGAUCAAGGAAAUGAACAGCAGAAAAAUAAUCAUCGUGAACAAUGCAAGUUGAACUGGAAACUUUCAAUAUCAGCUUUUGCUAAACUGUUUCUUGCUGAGCCUCCAGGAAUGGAGAGGGAUUGCUUCCUCGCUGAGCAUGCUGGGUCAGCUGGCCGAAUUGCAAGAUUUCAACGGGCUUUAGGAUCACUUAAGGACGACUGUUUGCCAAAGACAAUAACUGAAGAGAGCCAAUCAUUCACUGCCAAUAUCCGCAGAGGAAGCUUUCUUUCUGACGGGCUUAAAGCAUUGCUGCAUGUAUACCAAAAUGAUAACCACCCAUACAGUACCAUCAAGGUACGAUUUGAAGGAGAGGAAGGCACAGGGCCGGGUGUAAAUCGUGGCUUCUUUACAGGGUUUGCUAAUACUCUAACUGGAGAGAUGAGUGGCAGACGCUCUCCCGUUCUCCUCCAUCAACCAGGUCAAUUACCGGAACAAGCUCAUGUUUACUGCCCGAGACGCAAAAAGGCUUUAAGACAUGACUUUUAUAAAUCUGUGUAUACUGGUAUUGGGCGAUUCCUUGGCCUGUCUUUGUGGUUCAAUCAAGCCAUUCCCCUGAUUUUCACCAGACCGGUGCUCAAGUUUCUGCUAGAUAAGGAAGAUGAAAUCAUGUUUGAUGAUCUUUCGCAAAUGAUAAUUGAUGCACAUUCACCUGAAUUAAGCGAAGAAGAAUUCCAAGACGUUUAUAGUUGCAACUUUGAGUUUUCAGUUAAUGACACCCAGUAUGAGUUAAUUCCUGGUGGUUCAAAUGUCAAAGUCACCAAGAUGAAUGCCAUGGAACUUGCAAGGCUCUCUGCAAUGACAGCUAUGGUAGAAUCUAUUCGCCCUGACCUAGAAGCAAUGCGUUGUGGACUGCAGCAAAUCAUACCUAAAGAAUUACUGAUGCCUUUGAGUGCAGAGGAUUUCCAGCUACUGCUCUCUGGUGGUAUUGGCGAUAUUGAUAUAACAAGGCUCAAGUCGAUUAUACGCUUCAACAACAGCAGAAACUGCAGCAAAGAAUCUUUGGAAAGAUUCAAGGGCUGGUUUUGGAGCAUAAUUCGCGAGAUGACGCCCUCGCAGCGUAUGAAAUUGCUGUACUUUCUGACUGGCACCUCAGUUCUGCCAGCCUUUAGUAAUGUCAUAGGAAAUAAUGAGGAGAUAGCAGUGACUGUCGACAUUAUCGGACAAUCAAGUACGUCAUUGCCGGUCGCAAGCACUUGCGGACAAAGACUGAGUUUACCUCUAUAUGAAUCAAAGAAAGAACUGAAAAAGAAACUUCUAACUGCGAUUGAAUGCGAAACGUAUGGCCUAGGGUGAGCCGACCAGUGCAACGGCAGCGAUGUCUAGUGAGGGAGGUAAACAUGGUCCACCGAGGUGCCGGCUGAAUCUAUGGAUAGGCGAAGCAAUAAGAUCAGAGACAAGUCAGGCAGGCUGAUUCACCACCAUAUUAUUUGCCUCGAUGAUGUAAUUAAACAUGAUUAUUUAGAGCUUCUGAAUAAACAUUAAUGCCAUUUAAUAACCAACUGCCCAAGUCAAAAGUCCCACUAACAGAAUAACAGGGUCAUUUUGUUGAAUUCUGUAAUUAUCAAUCAAUAGAUGAAGCGAUCGAUCGAUGAGGCCUUUAAUUAGAAGGCCAGAAGGUUCAGAAACUAUUUUUUGCAAGAAAUUAUCCAUGGCAGUUAGGAUAAAACAAUAGACGAAGUAGGCUUUGUGCUUUUUUCGGUAUUGUCAUUGAAUUCUACCUUUUUGAUUGGUGAUGAAACAUCAAGUGUUAAAGAAAAAUCAAUUAGAACAUAGUCAAUAGAAAAAUUAUAGUAAGUAAAAAAUUUCUAUUGAUUUUGUUAAGAAAGAAACCAAUUUACCAUUUUUGGUUAUAAAAGAUUUAGUGUUAAUCGAAAAAUGGCAAUUCAAAUAGCUUUCUCGUAGCGCCAAAUUGUUAAAAUUUCAAAUAAUAUUUUGGUUUGUUUGUUAAGGAAAAAUUUUCGAUUUUGAAA
Molecule: messenger RNA, 8778 nt
Organism: Rhopilema esculentum
Lineage: Eukaryota; Metazoa; Cnidaria; Scyphozoa; Rhizostomeae; Rhizostomatidae
Source: RefSeq, a predicted model, not a curated record